Messenger RNA from Drosophila obscura, 687 nucleotides. RefSeq names its product deoxyuridine 5'-triphosphate nucleotidohydrolase, mitochondrial (gene dUTPase). The record is from RefSeq and is a predicted model, not a curated record. Gene Ontology annotation, molecular function: dUTP diphosphatase activity; magnesium ion binding. The coding region runs from base 106 to 669 and encodes 187 amino acids. NCBI's taxonomy places the organism in Eukaryota, Metazoa, Arthropoda, Insecta, Diptera, Drosophilidae. The transcript has a single exon. Gene Ontology annotation, biological process: dUTP catabolic process; dUMP biosynthetic process.
ACACCUCUAAUUUUACCUAUUUGAUAGACGCUAUUUCGCCGCCAAAAAAUUGCAAGUGUAGUUUGCGAAAAAGGUGUGGAUAUUGAACAGCAACAAUCAUUGCAGAUGCCUUCACCCAUUACCGACGACAUUCAAGCAGCCAAAAAGAUGAAAAUCGAGAAGUGUGUGUUGCGUUUCGCCAAACUAACGGAGCACGCCCUGGAGCCGGUCCGCGGCUCUGCCAAGGCAGCCGGCGUGGACCUUCGCAGUGCUUACGAUGUGGUGGUCCCGGCCCGCGGGAAGGCCAUCGUCAAGACCGACCUGCAGGUGCAAGUUCCGGAGGGCUCCUAUGGUCGCGUCGCUCCGCGCUCUGGCCUGGCCGUGAAGAACUUUAUUGAUGUGGGCGCCGGCGUUGUGGAUGAAGACUACCGCGGCAAUCUGGGCGUCGUUCUAUUCAACCACUCUGAAACGGACUUCGAGGUGAAGCAUGGAGAUCGCAUUGCUCAGUUUAUUUGCGAGCGCAUCUUCUACCCAGAACUGGAGCUGGUCGACAAGCUGGAUGACACUGAACGCGGGGUGGCCGGUUUCGGCUCGACAGGUGUCAAGGAUUUGCCAGCUGCAAAAAACAGCAACGGAGAGAAGGCACCGCCAGCCGAGCCAGAGGCCAAACCCACCCCAAUUGCCACCUAAAGAUUGUCCCGUGCGCUU